Molecule: messenger RNA, 282 nt
Organism: Rotaria sp. Silwood2
Lineage: Eukaryota; Metazoa; Rotifera; Eurotatoria; Philodinida; Philodinidae
Source: the annotation of a GenBank genome assembly
AUGGCUAGUGAUAGUAUUAUUGGUAGACUACAACCUGCUCAAGUUAUUGAACUUUCAAAGGCAUUUAUGGAAUUCGAUAUAAAUGGCAAUGGUUUUAUUACAUUCGAUGAAAUGAAAGAAAGUCUUCGUCGAGCCAACAUGCCACGUCCAGAUGCUGAAAUUCAGCAAGUUAUGUCAAAGAUCGAUUUUAAUCGUGAUGGAAUGGCAUCAUAUGAUGAAUUUAUGAGAUUUAUGGCUAAUAUAAGUAAUACAUCACAAAAACCAAAUCCACCAUGGCAAUAA